AUUACAGUCCAUAUGGAACACACAAUGCAUGGGGAGGUUCACCAUACUCACCCCAUCAAAAUGUACCUUCUCAGGGACGGCUUGGUGACAGGGAGAGAUUAUCUAUGACAGACAUUGCUAACCAUGGGAAAUCUUUGCCAUCAUCUGAGAGAGAACAGCAGCUUCGUCUUGAACUACAGCAAUUAAACCAUCAGAUAAGUCAGCAGACACGAGGACUUGAGGCAGUUAGUAACAGGCUGCUGUUGCAGAGGGAAGCGACCCCUUUGGCAGGCCAACCACAGGCCCCACCGCCACCUCCUAAGUGGCCUGGAAUGAUCUCAAGUGAACAGCUGAGCUUGGAGCUGCACCAGGUGGAGAGGGAAAUCGGGAAGAGAACCCGGGAGCUAAGCAUGGAGAGCCAGUCUUCAUUGGAUAUAAAAAACAAAGCGAAUGCUAGUAAACAGACUGAAAAUGGACAGCAAGGCAAAGUACCACCUGAAGAUCUUUCUCUAACAUUCAGUGAUCUUCCAAAUGGAUCUGCCCCAACCCAAGAAAUUAUAGGCCUUCUGUCAAACAAAACUACAGCUCUGAACUUGUCAGAGGACACCGACACAGUAGCAGGUGACCAGGAUACCCAGAGAACCGGAGCAACGCCCACCUCUGCUCCUUGAAGGAACAAAACUAUCCCUCCACUUCUGUCGGGGGUCACCUUUUCCCAUCCUUGGAUUGAUGAAAGACGCUGAGCAAAAGUCUUCAACAAUAGCAAGUCUGAGACAAUGUGCACAACACCACUACUAGGAACAAACCCUGCACAUAGUUCACAUUAACACAUUUUUUAAUUAAAAAAAUGAAAAUUAGCAGUAUCUGCAAACAACUCAAAUUAAAUUUGUUUUUGUUCUGUGAAUGAACUUUAUUUUAAUAACUUUGGAUGCCUUGAAUGCCAGGGCUUUAAAAGAAACAGAUAUUAUAUAUACAUAAAUAUAUAUAUGUACACACUCACACACAAACACACACACAUUUUACACACACAGACACACAUUCUUUCUUUGAUUAAUUGUAUGAUCUAAUGGAAUAGACUUUCUGUUUUAUUUUGGUAUUAUUACAUACCCAGUGUAUCAUUUACUUUUCUAAAUGUUCUUCAUUCUCCCACUAGAACAAGCUCAUUCACAAUUUUUUUUUGUGAUUUUUAAAAAUAAAAUAAGGUGUUGAGAUGGAGGAGAAAACUCUAAAUUAUCCCAAAUCUGUACCUCUCUUACAGAUAUUGUCAUAACUUUUUGUUAAUUUAAGAUUGUGAAGGAUUUACCAUUGGAUUUGAAAUCAAACUUUUUUAUCGGACCCCGAAAGCUUCAAGGAGUAGCAAUAGUUACUCAGUUUUAAAAGUGAAUUGAAAUUUGCUGUCCUGCAUAAACUAGCUAAGAAGCAUUGAUUACGACAUUUGUGACAUAGAGCUGAAGUGUUUCAUUUGCAUAAGUAAGCUUAAACAACCCACCCACCCCCAAAAGAACUGCAUUAAAACAGAAUCUAGAAACUAGUAUAAAAUGACUUCAGAUGGGAUAAAGGAGCAAAAAUUAGUGUAGUGUCUUCUUUCACAUGUCUGAACUGCAAUUUCUGUAUCAUCCUAUAUCCUUGGAGGAGGCAGGUAUGUUGGAUGAUUCUCUGAUGCAAGAGAAUUUUGGAAUCUGCCUGAGAUGCAAGGUGAUAAAUUCUAUUUUAUACAUUAUGGGAAACAUAAAAUAGGUUGUAACAAUAUUCUCCUUCCUGUUUAUUUUGCAUCCAAAGCUAAUAAUACCAUGAUUGGUCAGCAUUAUCUUUCAUGGCAAAACUGAAUCUUUGAAACUCAAGAUUUUGGAGUUUAACAAAAAAAAUGGUUCCGAAAAAAAAUAAAUCAUGUUAAUUUCAGCGAGUCCAUUAUAGAAGCAGCAACCUUCCAAGUGUGUAUGAAAUGAAAACACUUCUUAGCUCUGCAAAUGCACGUUCAUUUAUCACAUUUCUUAAAAUGCACAGAUAUGGUCAUAUACAUACGUGCAAAUUUGACUUUUCUCCUCCUCUCUCCAUUUUACUGGCAUUAAGUUAAGGUGCCUAUGUGGAAAAUCUGAAAGAAAAUUCUUGCAUCCUUUCUCUGUAAUUACAUUUUUCAAUUUCAAAAUGCACUGGCUGUGUAAUAAGUUGAAGCAUUGCUUUGGUUGGGUAAAAGCAAAUGUUUAUUAAUCUUGUUCUAGAUUGCUUUUCUUCCCUUAAAAAUCCUUUGAGGUUAAAACAUCUUUUUCUAUCCAUUUUAUUCUUAAAUAUAUUGUGAGCAUACAUGCCCCCUUUUGCCUACCAGUAGGAAGAGUCAAAAUAGAGACAUCUGCAAGUACGGAUUAUUUAAUAUAGUUACCUAGUCAAGGUGUUGCAUUUUUACAUUAUUUCAAAACCUGGCUGGCCAAAAAAAUUAAUGCCCACAUUGCCUUGGGAUUUGAGCAUUCAUUUAAAGAAAAAAAACUAAAAUAUGUACAUGUGUGCAUGCUUACACAUAAGCACAUGCGUGCACAUAAACAUUUUUGUGUCUGUACAUAUGAUAUUUAAGGAUAUUUCCUCACGAUUACCGCUACUUUAUAGCAUCCAGGACCUGGAAGCACUCUGUGUGGUGUGUCUUUUGUGUAUGUAUAUAUGUGUAUGUAUAUGUGUUCAUAUACGUACAAACACACAUACAUACACACACUCCCUCUCUCUCUCUUAAAAGACAUUUAAUUCUCUUUUCUUUGAUUUAUUUAAUUCUGUAUCAAAAAUCACUUGAUAUACAGAAUUUUCCCUUCUUUUCAUACUACCACCCAGUCUUUCACUGUCUUAGAAGAAAGUGGAAGAAAAACUUUUCUUUAGGUUCUCACUUAAUGUUCUUCAUGUACUCUGUUAUAUCUUUCCUGUUUUCUUUCUGAAGUAAACUAAUGUCAUGGCAUAAUUAAAGAAAGUCUGCCUAUGUAAAUUAUUUGUUUUGCCAUGUCUCCAAUAUAAAAAGUCUUUUUAGUGAAUCAGGCUCACUAUUCCCAAUAUAAGGCCAUUCUUAAAAGUGUUCUCUUCCAAAGAAAAUCCAACUUGAAAUAACAGAAAAAUUGGCUUCCAUCUAGAUAUGCCAAGCAGAAAACUCCCUAUAAAAGUUUUAGAAAUGGAAGACUGAACAUUUUUCAUACUUUUAACUAUACUCAGACAUAAGUAUGGAAGAGUUGGGAUUGUAAUGACAAACCAUCCUCUCUUUACAUUAAUCCAUUCUUUAGACCAUUUAUAGCACGUCUGUGCCUCUAGAUAUUGUAUAUGCUUAGGCCCAUAUUUUGUACACAUGCAUAUUCUUCAUGUUGUACAUACAAUUAUUUUACAUAUGUACAUGUACAUAUGUUCAUAAAGCACUAGGCAAAAAAGUGUGUGGAAGUUGCUGUUGUUAACAUUGAGAAAUCUCUGCUAUAAAAUUAAAUGCUUCGAAUCUGAGCUAACAAGACCUCCCAUUAUUUUCCUGUACUUGUACUUUGCGCGCAGUGCCCUAUCUAGGUUAAUGCCCUUUAUGUAUAAGCAAAUAGUUUCUGUUUAACCUUUGCAGAGCACUUUGAUCUUGGCUUAGUUUCCUGUUUUCUUUUUUAGGAUCUAGAGAACAAGUUAAAGUGAGGAGCAUGUAAAGAACUAUCUGAUUUUCAUACAGAACAAUCUAUAAUACUGUAUUCUCUGGUGUCUUUUUUAAAAACUAGCUUUUUCAAGUCUUUGUGUUAAAACCCCAUAAAAUUUCCAUUUGUGAGCAGAAUUCAGGUUGAUGUGGAAACAAUGACACUUUGGUCCUAUAAAGCCAUCCUCAUGAACCUUGGCAUUACCUUUACAUUCUAGAUUUUGAUUUUUUGCAGGCCUGAAAGAAUAUUUGCCUCCUGUCCAUUAGAAAAGCGGAAACAAGCCAAAUACACAUGCAUGGCUGUGUUAUGAUCAUAGCUGAACUCUUAAAUAUCUGUCACACUUCAUUUAGACUGCUUGUGGAGCUAUAAUACAUUUUUUUCUGAGAAUUGUUGAAUGACAUUCAUGGUUAUGAUCAAUAUCUUUUUUCUUUAGAAUAUCAAUAUCACUCUCAUCCAGCUCUGCUAUACAUAAUAAAGAGCAGUAUGUUAUUUUUUAAAAACAUAUUUUAUUUUAAACUCGGCUGGAAUACACUGAAUUGUAUGAAAUAGGUUGUUCUUUAUACUAGGAUGCUGUGGCAUCACAAGCAAAACUCGUAUUGUGUACUUAAAUUUAAAAAAAAACAUUUGAGAGAUACUAAAAUAUUUAACCUCAAGCACGUUUUAUGAAGGACUUAGGUCAUUUUUAAAAAAAUAAAGCAAAACCCAGAUUUCAGAAUAUCAAUUCAGUAAUGCUUAAUUCAGCGCAUGCAAUUCAGACUUCCAGAUUAAAUGUGUUUGGCUAAUUAGGAUCUGUGAGAUCCAUUUGAACGCUGCUUUUUAAAUUCUUCUUCUCUCUACAUCGCUCCUUUGUAUGUUCCCAUCACCCUCCCUUUUUCAUGCACCAGGUAACAGCAUGUUGCCUCAAAAUAGAGCAUUCAGAUGAAUUUGAGUACCCAAUAACUUCUAUGAAGUUGCAUUUCCUUAUGGUGUUAUUACUCAGUGAUGCAUAAAUGUGAUAUUGCCCCUACUUGUAGGCAAAUGAGGGGUCUGUAUAAAUAUGGAAAAUACCCUAUUCACUUAAGGAGAGCCAAAGACUUGUGCUUUACUCUUGGUUUGAUUGUUGUUGUUUUUCUUUCUUUCUUUUUUUCUAAUCAUUUUAUUACAAUAGCCAGUUUCGAUUGAAAAUCUUUUGUUUUCAAACCUUAACAGUGGUAAAUAGAUAUAAAAAUUCUUGACUGUCAAGUCUUAUAAAAUGUAUUCUAUGAUGAUGACUUAUUAGCUCAUUUCAGAAGUGCUAUGUUAAGCAUCAUUACAUUUGCAGCCAUUUACCUUAAUUACUUUACCUUUUAAAAAGAUAUGUGAAUGUUGUCCCAACACACUUAGAUUUAUAAUGUACAAAAAGUGUUUUUAGAAGAAACAUUGUUUAUUUUCAUUGUUCCUGCUUGAAAUUUUCUGUUGAAUUGUACUAGAAGUAAAUAUGAGGAAA
This is a messenger RNA of Thamnophis sirtalis, 5073 nucleotides long. NCBI's taxonomy places the organism in Eukaryota, Metazoa, Chordata, Lepidosauria, Squamata, Natricidae. The record is from RefSeq and is a predicted model, not a curated record.